This is a messenger RNA of Pocillopora meandrina, 11502 nucleotides long. The record is from the annotation of a GenBank genome assembly. NCBI's taxonomy places the organism in Eukaryota, Metazoa, Cnidaria, Anthozoa, Scleractinia, Pocilloporidae.
AUGGACGAGAAGGGAAAGAGUGAGAAGAAAGGAAGAAGAACUGGUAACAGAAGCACUUCCACUGAGGCUAUUGGCAGUGAACUGAGCAAUACUCUACGCAUCAGGGAAGCUCGGUGUGGAAGUAAAAACGAACAGCAAAGAGGCAAUGAUGAUGUAGAUUCCAAAGAAAGAAAAGAGAAAAGGAAUGUAAAAGCUAGAAAGAGAAGUGACACAGCUUCCCCUUUAGCACAGUUUGAAGAUCAAUCACCCUGGUAUGUUCAUGAUCAUAUACAUGUAUAUUGUGUUGCAGAAGAAUUUUGCAAUUCCAUUUUUUUUUGUAACAUGUUGUAACUGAUUUGAGAAAAUAAGUUCUCACUUAAAAAAAAAAUUCUGAAAAAUAUAAUACCCCCAAAAUUUACCAUCUUCAGUCGAUGGAGGGAAGGGGGGAGAGAGAGAGAUAUUUGCAAUUGAGUAGGAGAGGGUAGGGGAAGAGGCAGAUUUUGGUUCCUGUUGUUGUUUCAGCCCUUCUGGGUAGUGAAGUACAUGUAUUUCCUCUGAGGAUAAAUUCUAAUGUAGUGACUACAAAUUGACUCAUUCAUAUAGUUAUCAUUUUACUUUGUCACUCACUGUUUCUCUGAAAGCUCUGAAGACCUUGAAAUGCCCAAGAGAAGACGAGAUCAGAAGAAAAAGAAUGAACAGUCAAGCAAGGAACAGUCAAGCAAGGAACAGUCAAGCAUUGACUGCAGAAUUGUUGAUGAAAGGCAGGAAAAAGCUGACAGUGAGAAAGAAAAAGGAACUAAGAACUUGACUGACAAUGAGAAAACAGCUACAUGUAAAGGUGUGUACAAGAAGAAUGAUUUCUUGAGCUAAAAUUAUUUCUUGAGCUACUGAUUGGCAUCGUGCCACGCUGAUAGCUACAGUAUUUUGGGUUUUCAUGUAGUGGCUAAUUACCAAUUAAUUUACUGCAUUGAAUUACCCACAAAAUAAUUCGCAACCAAUAAAUCAGUGGUUAUAUCCACAAAGCAUUUCUUUUUUUUUUUUUUCGGUUUUGAGAAAUAGGCAAUUUUUUUUUGUUUUAGAUUAAAGACAUAUCUCUUACUAGCCCUGGUGCAAAGCAGGCUAGCCAUAAAUCUGGGGAGUAUGACAAGUCAAACAAAUUUUUUAACUUAAUGGACCUUACAGUGAGAUACUGGCUGGUUCUCAUGCAUUUUAAAUGCAAUCAUUAUUUUACAAGGAUCUUUUCAUUUUCAGAGCCCAAACCUUUGGCCUCCAUAUUUCUAAAAAAAAAGGCAUUAAACCCCAAAGCUGACAUUUUAGAAGAACAACCCACAGAUUUGGUUGAUUCAGUAUCAUCACCCACCACAACCUCAACGACAAUGGCAGACAACACUGCUGGUAAAUGCAGCACAAGUGAUAUACAUUCCUCUUCACUGAAAGAAAAACCAACCAUCAAUCAGGAAGCUGCCAAAAAAGCUUUUAAUGCAUUGUUCACUGGUACACGUCAUCAGAAAACUCCCCCUGUUGUUACUGCGGCAGAGGUUCUUCCAGCUCCAUGGCCAACUGUCACCCAUGUGGUUCAAAAAGAGCAUCAUAGUUCUCUUGGUGUUAAUUUCUGGAGUCUUCCUUGGCCCAUUGGGAGAGGUCACAAAUCAGAUGAUUUCUCUGGCAGUUUAUUGCCUGAAGGUACAGUAGGUGUACUGUACUACAUGUGUUGUCUAUGGAUACACAAAUGAAUGAAGAUAAGAGUUUGAACAGUUAAUCAUGGCUUUAUUCAUCACUAGUGUAGGUUGCAGUUGUUAGCCUUGUUUGAUAAUUUGUAUUAAUUUUACAGUACAUAUUUUUGUCUUAUUAUCGUUGAACAAAUUGGGUACAUGAGGUGAUCUCACAGACAGAUGUGACUGCUAAUAGAACUUAACAAAUGUGUUCUUUAUGUCAUAUUUCUCUUCUAUUCAGAUUACAUUUCCAACGCAAUGUCACAAGAAGAUAAAGUGAUGUUCUCUGGACCAAGAGCUUUUGAACAGUCCCUGUGUCACUCCAAGAGAGUGGUUAGUAAUAAUCAUAAAUUGAGAGCUCUUUUUCUUGUCAAGUGUAUCCUUAAACUGUUAUACAAUCCCCAAUGGUGGAUUAGAAAUGGUGGAGGGUGGCAUUGGAUUUUAUUACUGGCAUUAACUUUCACGCCAAAUUGAAUACAUUGCAGUAUUCUGAUGGAGUAGUCUCAUCAACCGACUCAGAGUAACCCUAAAAUUAUUUCAAAUUGCUUCAGUUUUGAUGAUAGGUUGGGUAAACUUUGAUAUACUAAACAUUUAGAUAUAUGGUGACUUUUGUUGCAUGAAUUUCCUUUUUAAAAAUAUCUUGAAUUGUCAUUGAAAGCUGACAAUCAUUUUUUUGGUUGUGUAAUAUGCAAAAUGAAAUAAAAUUUUUCUCAGUCUAUCAUAAGAUGGUGUUUAAUUUGUAAAAGGGGGUAAGUUUCUUAGCCCUUCAUCAGAGCAAUAGACAAAGGUCAUAUGCUCAAAAUGUCAGCUUGUAAACUCUUUAUGGUGGCCAAUUUAUGUUAUCAACUCAGUUUAUAAUACUAAAUUACCCUGUUUAAUUUUUGUUUUAUUUUCUUCCAUGACAAAAUAUUGACAGGAACCUAAAAAAACAACCAAAAGUUUCUCGGAGGCUAUCACAAAGAGUAUUGUCUCAGAGCUGGCUUUGUUUUACCCUGGCAUACCCUUAAGGAAACUUUACAAACGAUAUUCAUCAAAACUGCAAAAGUACAGAGUAAAUAGUACUGUUGCAGACCUUGAACAAACUGUUCCUGAGAAAAAGCCAGAUGAGAGAGUGAAGAGCAGAGUGGAUUCAUUAGGAGACAAAGAUGGGAAAGGUAACAUUGUGGCAUAUAGUUUAUGUAACAAAAGGGAAAAAGGAAAGCAGCAAUUGUCUUGUGCUGGGGAAAGAAGCCUGGAGAAAGAGAUUGCAAGGAAAAAGGAUGAUUUAUUAGUAUCAGAAGAGAAACAUGGUCCUGUAACCAACCAGCCUGUGGAGAAGCCACGCCAGAAAAGAAGAAGAGAAGACGAUGGUGACCAAUAUCAGGCGGAGGUCAUCAAGGGACGAAGGUUAUCCUUAAGAAUCCGGAGAAAGAAGACAACCUUGGAGACUGACACUCUAGACAAUAAUUUGGAGAUACCAGAAACUACCUCAAACAGAAAGAAGAGAAAGAGAACAGGUGAUUAUCAAGAUGGUGGAAAAGAAACGUCAGAACCUUCCACACAAUUCAACAAGGCUGUAGAGAUACCUGUUGUUCCCAACAGUUGUGCAAGUAAUGUGGAGACUUUUGUCAAUGAUGCAUUGUGGACAGAGUUGUAUCGACCACUGCACUCCACUGAAGUCAUGGCUAAUGCUUCUUCUGUUAGCAAACUACGAUCCUGGCUGCAAGAAUGGAAAAUCAAGAGAGAAAAGACCCUGAGGAAAGAACUACAGCAACAGAAAAGGUAUCAUAUAAUGUAUUAUAUUUAAUUGAUCUCUUUUUCCUUUGUCAUGUAUUCAUCAUCACAAUCUGAAACAAUGACAAAAGUAAUUAAAAAAUAUUUCAAACUAAGGAAAAAAUUCUCCUUGUAACAUUAUUAGAUUUUCAAGCAGAAAUGCUGUGAUAAGAUACUAACAUAUCAAUCAGAGGAUUCCAUGAAAUAACAAAUUCUCAGAGCUCAAAUUGUUAGAAAUGUAUAGCAGACAGUACAGAGAAUUGAUUGUUGGAUCAUAAGAGGGAAAGGCUGACUACAGAUCAACUCACUAAAGUACAACACCACCUACUCCUCAGCAGUAGCAUUCUUUAUGUAGCCAGUUGAAUUUUGCUGAGUCUGGUUCUGAUUUUAUAGACUUCUAGCAAAACAGAAAGGCAAGCAGUCAAGCCACAGCCAAGGCUCCAGCCACUCUCUGGAGUGGUGGGAUGCAGACAGUGACUCUGACUUCCAAAUGAGUGACCAUGCUUCAGAUGAUAGUGACACAGAGGAAGGUGGUUUAAAUACUGCCAUGUUUAUCUCUGGUCCCACAGGAGUUGGGAAAACAGCCAUGGUGUAUGCAUGUGCAGAGGAACUAGGUUACAAGGUAUUAAUUGCCUUAAGCCUUUAAUCCCUAACAUCAGUCUAAGCAUGUUCUCCAUACUGUUUUUUAGACAUUUCCUAUGGUACUGACAAGGGGAAUUUGUUUAACAAUCAAGAGCCUGUUUAGUUGGUGAUCAUUUCCUUUAUUCUUGUGGCCUUAAUGAGUGAUUCAGGGGUGAGUCCUCUCAGGACUACUUUCACUUGGACCAUUAGAUCACACAAUCAAAUUUUAUUCCUAGGCUCAAACCAUCUACUGUAUUAGAGAAUUUUUUUGAAAGACUGUAGGUUACCAUGGUAUUUAUAUGGUGUAGUUCAUGCUAAGCCAGUUUAGGUGCCUUUGAUAGACUGCGAUCCUGUCAGGGAGUACAAAAAUCCAAGUAGUGUAGUCUUAGGGGUUAUUGGGACAGCCAAAUCACCCCAUUGCAGUGACACAGUUAUCCUACAAGGAGAGAGUCUCCAGAGACUCAUACGACAUCUGAAAAAAUGACAUGAAAUUAAGCAAAAACAUCUUGAGUGAAAUAAUGGUUCAUAGACAGUAUUUGUUCCAUUUGCUUAAUGUGCAUGAGGAAAUAGUGACUGUUUCUGGUAUUGUGGGUAACUUUUGAAAUUUGUAAAACUUUAGGUAUUUGAAGUCAACAGUUCCUCCAAGCGUUCUGGCAAGCAGAUCAUGUCACAGCUUGAAGAAGCUACUCAGUCACACCUUGUGAUCAACAACAAGGGUCCUGCCCCUCAGUCUUCCUUUGCAGGCCUCUUUGAUAAACCUGUAAACAGUUCUCCCCCCUCCACUGGUCCCCUGAGUGCCUUUUUGCAGAAGAAUACAAGUGUGUCUGAAACCAAAGCCAACAAGAAUGGGAAAAGAAAGAAAGACAGGGACAUGAAAGAGAAGAAGAAAGUGGAAUCCAAAGGGAAAGGCAAAUCCAUUCUCAAGCAGCCAUCACAACAAAUUAAAGAUGACAGUGAAUUAUGUUCAAAUUUGUCUUCAAAAGCUGCCUCUCUGAUUUUGUUUGAAGAGGUUUGUUCAUUGUCUGAUCAUUUUUUUUUCUUAAAGAACAAAAUUUGUUAAUUCUAUUUUUAUUUCAGCUUCUUAGAUUGUAAAUUAGAGGACUUGACUGAAGACCCUGUGGUCAUCUUCCUUCAAGACUUGUUCCCUACCUCCUCUCUUUUCUCCUUCUCUCUCCAGUCCUCCUGAUCAUUAUCAUCAUUAUCAUUGUCAUUAUCACGAGCCCCUAUUUUACCACAUGUCCUAUGAGCACAAAUGUGUAUUUGUAUAGCUACUAAUAUAUUUGCUGUUACAUCAUUAAUUGUCCAGGUUGAUGUUAUUUUUGAAGAAGACAAGAGUUUCUGGAUGGCUGUAAACUCCUUCAUGCAGAAUGCUAAGUGUCCCAUUGUUUUGAUAAGCACAGGUAAGAAAACCCAAUAUGGUCAGGAACCAUUAAUAAUAAUAAAUCACUAGUAGAUGUUCUCUUGUUUUGUUUGUGUGUUGGUUUGUUUCCCAAAUAUUGUAAUUCAUAAAUCCUGAAAUGCAAAGCAGUAAUCAUUUUUUUUUCUAAUCUCCUGUAACAAUUAUCUCCUUGCUAAACUGCUGGCUGCAUAGUGUAUGUAUGUACAUGUUUAAUCCAAAGCACAAUCUCCUGCCAGUUAUUAAUAUGUUUGUGCAGGUUCACAGCUUUGGAAAAUUAACCUGCAGAUCUGUUUUUGUUUAGAAAGGGUAAUUGAUAGUCUGUAUUUCCUCUCUAUGAAAGAUUUGCACACAAUUAUUGGGUUAGGGUGUUUGAGAUGGAAAAAAGUUCACUUUCAUAAAAUGCCCAUUCAUGCAUAAACAUGAAAAAUAUUUUGGGCAGUUGUUGAUUUUUAAGUACUGUGAUGUACGGCCUGCUAAAAUUCAACCUAGAGCGUAAGGCUUUUAGAUUGACCUUUUUAGUUUAUAAGUGCAUCAGUUACUUGAAACUGUUUAAUGUGACAGUUAGUUGUUUCCCAAUUGAGCCAGACACUCAGAGGAGAUUAAUUUCUUACCUACCUUGUGUUCUUGAUCCAUAUCGUGAAUUUUAGCCCUGGAUUUUCGCUUUUGUUUAUUGCUCAUGUGUUUUGCGCCUUGAAGGGGAAAACCUUUUCCUGUUACCUACAGUGCUCACACAGCAAGAGUUAUUUAUUUUGCCAUUUAAUUAAUAUUUUUUGCAGACUCACAAGUGAGCUGUGAGGGACGAUAUGAACAAGUCAAGUUGAAAUCUCCAUCAGUGAAUCUUUUAGCUGCACAUCUACAACUUGUAGCUUUGACAAACAAUAUAUUUGUCAAUCCUGAAGACCUCAAGUCUUUGGUUGUACAAAACAACUGUGACAUUCGCAAGUCUCUCUUUGAUUUGCAAUUCUGGUCAGGAUCAGGAGGGGGAGUAAAGAUGCCAUACACAAGACCAUUUAGUUUAGAACCAAUUAAAAAUGAUGUUGGCAGAAGCAAUCCGAAGACUCAACAUACGUCUGUAACUUGUAAAAGUGGCAGUGAGAAUCUGAAGACUGGCAUUUCUUCUCAAGAUGUUAAUCAGUUUGAACCUCUUGCAACUGGUGGGAUUUUAAAUGACGAUGGAGAAGAAAGCCUGUUUCUUUCCUUAAGUGAUUGGCAGGCAAUCAAGAACAGAGGAGCUACAAGCCACUUGCGCUCUUCCACGAGAGGAACUCUUGGUCAAGCCUAUGGUGAUAACUCGGAUUCUGAUUUCUUUGAGCCUAAGAGGGCAAAACUGUCAUGUCCCGAAGGCUCAGCAGAUUCUGUCUUUGAAAUCACAGACACAAAUGACAGUCAACCAGUCAGCACUGUAAACGAAAAAGCUGAUACCUCCCGCCAGCUUCCCCCAGUGGAUUCCUUGCUGUUCGAGAGUGUGCACGGGAUGCUCAAUUGCGUGGCUGACCCAACUGUUGGGUCGUUGUUAAUUCUGCAAAAGGGAAAGAAAUCUGGAGAUAACGUUAAGGUAAACAAACCUUUCUUCUUUUUUCUUUUUCUCUGUGGGAGCAUCAACUUCCUUGGAGGGAAAAGGAGAUUCUAUUCUAUUGUCAAAGCUGUUUAUUUACCACCAUGAAGCCAGGUUCUUGUCUUGUUUUUCUAUCAAGUGUUGAUAUGAAAAAAAAAAUCUUUUUUUUUUUUUCUCUGUGGGAGCAUCAACUUCCUUGGAGGGAAAAGGAGAUUCUAUUAUAUUGUCAAAGCUGUUUAUUUACCACCAUGAAGCCAGGUUCUUGUCUUGUUUUUCUAUCAAGUGUUAAUAUGAAGCGGUCUCUUUUUCAUUUUUUCGCCGGUUGAUGUAGACCAUAGCAAAACUCAUUUGCAAUUAAGAUGUAUGAUCUUGUGUGUUUUUAUUUUGCUAAGGACUAUGGUAUUUUUGACAAGCUGCGACUGACACACUUCACCCAAGGACUUGAUUUGAAUUUGGUCCAAACAAAUCUGAGUAACCUCAUCCCGCUGUUUGCUGAAUCAUCAUCGUCAUUGCCGCAGACCAGACAUGAUCCACAAGAGGCUCCACUUGAAGACCAGACAACUGAUGUUGAGCAACCAAUUGCAGAGGAAAUGGUUUUCAAGAGUGUUAAUAUAUUCUCUGAUAGAAGUCUUUUUGACGAUGGCACUGAUGAAUCUACCAAUAAAGGGGAGACUGAAGUUGUCACGGAAACAGAUCAUUCCAUAGAUAAGGAAUCAGAAGAUGGAAAGACAAAGCUGUUGAAUACUUCUCAGGACUCUGUAGACACAGGCUUUAGUGAGUCUCAACCUAAAGAGGGUACUGGUGCCACUGGGGAAGGUGAAAUGCUUAAAGAGGACUCUGUAAUCUGUGGAGAAACUAUCUUGAAAGGAAAGAAACCUGUUCGUAAAACGCAUUCCCAUAGUAAGAGGAGUUUAUCUGUUUCUAUAACAAAAUAGCAGUGUGAGUUUUAGGUCUUAAAUAUUGAAAAGCAUAUGAGGUUGUAAACAACGGAUUGGUUUCAGGGUUUGAAUCCUGAAGGGGCAAGUUUGGCUUUUACUUCGUCCUCAAUCGUUAUGAUUUUCUUUUCAAUGUGUUCUUCCUCGGCUUGCGAUGACUUAAAAAUGUUUAUUUCAGGACCAUGAGUGGGUGAGCAAGAUACUUGACACCUUUCUGAUAUCAAUGGGAAACUGCUUGAUAUACCAGGGUAAACUUAAUGAAUUUUCCUUUCAGGAGAAAGAUGCUGCACCAAAGCUUUAGAUGUAUUCGCGCAGUUUGCAGAAAACCAGUCGUUUUUAGAUGCCUUCUGCCCAAGUCUCUCUGUCUCUAACACCCAGUCUUCCUCUGUUGAUUUUGGCUGGUGGGAAGCUGUGCUGAAGCCAGGGCUCACAGACGAGCACGUGACCGUAGAGGAGUGCAGUCAUUGGUUGGCUCGUGAUACACGAGCAAGCAUUCGGGCAGCAUCAGAAGUAUCUAAUUUGGAGAGUUGUCGCACCAAAGUGAAUUGUCUGGCUAACGAUUUAAAAGAAGUUAAAAAUGUAGAUGAAGAGGAGAGCCCAAAUAUUUCGGAAAAUGAGCUUUUUAAUUCUAGCUUAAUAUCGGAAGACCUUCCUCCACGUGAUUGUGGUUCUUUGUUGCAGUUGAUUUCACCCUCGCUCACACAAAGAAGGUAGGAUACGCGGCAAAAUUUCUUUACUCAUACAGAAAAAGCCAAAAGGAACCCUACGCUGAGCGAGAGGAAACGUUUGUUUGUUGUUCAUUUUGACCUGUUGAACUUGCUUUGGUUUUGACUUACGGUGCUUGAUUGGACAGCUGGUAUACCAAGAAAAAUAUCAGUAAAUAAGUUAUCAGUUGAUCCAAUGCCAAAUUCUCUAAAGAGAAAGCAUCAUAGGAAUUGUAUGGCACACAGUAAGGAGAAUCACUGAGGAGAUCUUGGGAGUGAAAAGAUUAAGCUUUCAGAGGUUCUCCCCCCACCCUUCCCUCAGCCCAAUAUCAACCCUAAUUUGUUAUCAGUUGAUUGUCGACAGGAGCACAGUUGUUCAGUUGUUUGAUUCCUUUCUUUGUGACGUCGUUUCACUUUUUUCUCUGCUUUUUUGGUAUUUGUUGUUGUUGUUGAUUUUUAUAAGACUCUCGCUUGGUGAGCCCUUUACUUAUUGUAUUGGCCUUGUUUUAUCAUUCAGUUCCACAGCGAGCCGAAGAAAGCUCUGUACCUCCGUGCUGUCCUGUAUCCCCUCACUGUACCACUGCGAGCAUCGCUGUGUAGCAAGUGAUUACAUACCAACGUUUCGCUUGCUUUGUCACUCAGAAAGACUCCGAGAAGCUGCUAACGUCAAAAGAAGGUAAAUUAACAGAACUUUACGUUACCUUUUUUCCCUAGUUCUCAAAUGGUUAUGAGCUCAGCCUGUCACAAAAAUAUUGGUAUAACGUAAUUGUACGAAAAAAGCGUGUUUAAAAAUGGUUUUGUAACUGUUGUUCAUGUAGUUUUAGAGAAUGCUGCCAAACAUCGUUAAUGCUCUUAGUGGUAUCAGUUAGUGCUGUUACGAAAGUUUAACACUGAUGUAAACCUGAUUUGUUUUCAGAUUUCUUCAUUAUCUGGAUCUUAAUUCGUUUCCAUUGAGUCGUUCCACAAUGGAGGCUUUAGCAGACAGUUAUCUGGGACAGUAGCGUAAUGUAAUGCGGUUUUUUGAACAAUUUAUAAUUUCUUGAUUCUUUUGCCGAGUGAAAUGUAAUUUGGGGCUGAAGGAGAUACUGUUGAUGUAUAAAAAGUAAUGUUUUCAAUCUCGUACUCUUAUUUCCUCCAAAACGUGUACUUGUGUCUCAGCAAUUGCUAUUAUAUCUAAACGCAAAUCCUGGUUGAUACGUUUUGCUCGUUCUCAUAGCCUCCUUGCCAAAUAGUUUGCCAAUUUUGUCUCGAUAAGUUAACUUUUCAUCAUUUUUUUAAGUAAAAAACCUCAUAAAAUCUUAGGUCACGAAUUUAAGAAGGUUUUUAGCGACGAGGGGAGAUUUCUUUUUUAAGAAAAUUAAGCUCCUCCGCAAGGUGGAGAAUCAAGAAGUUAAAAACUAGAACUAGGAGCUAUGUGUACAGUACUUCAUUAUUGGAAUUCAAGCAGAUGUUUUCAUAAUUAAAUACUUUAUAUACUUAAGCCAAGUUUUUAACUGUCAUUUUGACUGUCAAAAGGUAUCACAAUUAUCCAGUCGGGUAAAUAAUCACUGUUCUCAACUGAUGAACUUCUGAAUACAAUGAUGUACAAACUGAAAUAUUAAUAUAAUUCAUUGUCUGUGUUUUUCCAUGAUUGGACAAGAAAGUCUGAAACUCCUCUGUUCUUUAUAAUUGUUAAAAACCGGAGAUACUGAGUCGAUUAGACAAGAUGGUCGGAGACUCCUCGGUUCUUCAUGAGGUUUUUCAAAAACAGAAUCUACAAAGUCGACUGGACAGGAAGGUCGGAAACUUCUCAGUUUUUACGAGAAUUGUCGAACAAUGUGCGAGUGAACUUAUUUCAGAUAAACAGAGAUAUUUUAUUGUAAAUAUUUUUGAAACUGUCAGUGGAAGAAAUGCUACUUUUGUUUAAUAUUUAUGAAUUUAGUUCUUCCUGAUCACGAUUUUCCCUCUAUAGAUGAAAUCCCAUUUUUGUGUUACAUGGUAUUGAUGAUGCAACGCUUAAAUUUGGACUUCCUUCGGAGAAAGGAUUAAAAUAUAUAAUUCAUCAAGGCCUCAAUGUCAUAAGCAGCUGUUUCCUAGACGGUUUUCUUGACAGGUGUUUCGUGGAAUUGUGGUGUGUCUAAUACGAGAAAUUUUACUCCAAUUUUCCACGCGUAAACCUGGCACGUUUCUUAAGAAAACUCAUCGCGGUGGUCAUUUGUUAGUCGAGAUGACUUGUCAGUGGCUUUUGUUGAAGGAAAUUUUUGCUUGGCUACUUGUCGGGAAAAACUUAGCUAACGGAAAUCAGGGUUUCAUUCUUAGGCCGUCCAUGAAAUUGUUUUUGUGUGUUCGCUGGUGUUUUUAUUUCCCUAUUUGGAUCUGCUAUCUAGGGCUGAGAUAGAAGAUACCGAACCAUAGAUACAACUUACUAAUCUGUUUCCAGCGACCAUUUAGAAACCACUGUUAAUGAUAAACCUAUGAAGGAAGUGGGGUGCAAUAGGUAGCUAGAUCUAAAUUUAAGGCAUUUGUGUGUAUGUAUAAUUUAAUUUAUUCAAUUAAGUUAGUCAUGUAAAAAAAUUGCUUUUCCUCGUAGUCUUGAAAUAAAUUUGUAAAAUCCAACUCGUUCUCAUCUCAGUCACAACUACCAGAGGCCAAUAAAAGAGAGCCGAGAGGUGUGAGAUUUAAGGUGGUUUUUUAAUUGAGUGCGAUCGACUGAGUUGACUCAAGAGAAAAUAGAAAUUAGCAUCUAGCGCGGUGAUGUCCACCUCGAACGGUUUCCCAAGAUGAGGGUAACUUUAUGGGAAAUUUAAUCUCAAGGGCGCGUUUUGGUGAAGGAACGGACACUUUCCAGUGAACGCGCGAGGAGCUA